This is a messenger RNA of Bacillus rossius redtenbacheri, 1896 nucleotides long. RefSeq lists its product as uncharacterized. Gene Ontology annotation, molecular function: G protein-coupled serotonin receptor activity; neurotransmitter receptor activity. Gene Ontology annotation, biological process: G protein-coupled receptor signaling pathway, coupled to cyclic nucleotide second messenger; chemical synaptic transmission. The transcript has 5 exons. Gene Ontology annotation, cellular component: plasma membrane; dendrite. Bases 1 to 1896 code for a protein of 631 amino acids. The record is from RefSeq and is a predicted model, not a curated record. Lineage: Eukaryota; Metazoa; Arthropoda; Insecta; Phasmatodea; Bacillidae.
AUGGUGUCCCACCUCAAGGUUGAAAAAGAAGUUAAGCACAAAGGCUUUUUCCCGCUGCCGUCGGUGUACUGCCUCGCGUGGAUCUGCCUGGACGUGCUCUUCUGCACCGCGUCCAUCAUGCAUCUGUGCACCAUCAGCGUGGACCGCUACCUCAGCCUGCGCUACCCCAUGAAGUUCGGCCGCAACAAGACGAGGCGCCGCGUCACGCUCAAGAUAGUGUUCGUGUGGCUGCUGUCCGUCGCCAUGAGCCUGCCGCUCAGCCUCAUGUACUCCCAGGACCACGACUCGGUGCUGGUGGACGGCACGUGCCAGAUCCCGGACCCGCUCUACAAGCUGAUCGGCUCCAUCGUGUGCUUCUACAUCCCGCUGGGCGUGAUGCUGCUCACGUACGCGCUCACCGUGAGGCUGCUCGCCGUGCAGCAGCAGAACCUGGGAGGGCGUCAGGCGGGCUGGUCCAGCGGCUGGCUGGGCACUCCCGGCACGCCGUCCCUCGGCGGCGCGGACCGCAACAGCACGUGGCGGCGCCUGCUCUUGCCGCUCAGCAGCCGUGCCCCGGCGCCGCACCAGCACCACUCGGCGGGCUCCACCGACACCGACCUCACCACGCUCGACGCGCACGAGCUGUGGCUGCCCGACUCGGCCGUCGCCGACCCGGCGCCCUCCACCAUGUCGGCGCUGCACCAGUUCGGCGUCGAGAUGCUCAAGCUGUCCAAGGGGCUGGAGGGCGUGGGGGCGCCGGCGCCCCGGGACCCGCCCCCGCUCAUCACCAGGUCGGGCGAGCACAGCGCCCCCGAGAGCCUGGCGGGCUCCAACACCUCGCUGCAGGCCACCCCCACGCACACCUGCUACCGGCUGGAGCGGCGGCCCUCCACCUUCCACGAGCGGCCCGUGUUCCGCGACCCGCCCCCGCCCCCGGCCCCGCGGCGAGGCGCCAGCUUCCACGGCCGCCGCCGGCCCGCCAGCGAGUCCUCCUCCUCCUCCUGCUCCGAGGAGCCGGCGGGCGAGGGCGAGGGCGAGGGCGAGGGCGAGGCGGGCCGCUACCACGCGCUGGGAGACGACGAGCAGGCCUCCGGCGAGGAGGAGACGGGGCUGUGCGCCGACCGGCCGCCGCAGGAGCGCAGGAAGUCUGCGCUGUCCUUCGCUCUGCCGCCGCCCUGCCGCUGCCCCUACUUCGGCGACCUUCCCGCCGACGCGAGGCCCGCGGCGACCGCCACCACGGAGCUGGUGAUCGUGGCGACGCCCGGCGGCAAGCUGGAGCACUUCUGCCUGCCGGCGACCCGGGGGGAGGACGAGGGGUGUCCGGACCCGGGCAGGAGUAGGAGCGCCAAGGCGCGGUUCAACCCGGGGGACGGCCUCGUGGUCAAAUGGGACUCUGGCGGCGGCCGCCGGGCGCACCGGAGGGGCUCCAGCUUCGGAGGAGCCGCGAUGCCGGCGCUGAAGACCUCGCCCAAGGCGCCGCUGAUACGCCGCGCCGCGACGCUGCGGCACUACAAGCUCGACGGCGGCAGCCCGGUGGCGUGCCUGCUGGCGCGAGGCAGGGCCGGCACCGUGCGCAACCACCACAGCCGCAACUCCAGCGUCAUCUCCCGGACCUCCUCCAGGCACGGCCGCAUCAUCCGGCUGGAGCAGAAGGCCACCAAGGUGCUCGGCGUGGUGUUCUUCACGUUCGUGAUCCUGUGGGCGCCCUUCUUCGUGCUGAACCUGGUGCCGACGGUGUGCGCCGACUGCGAGCGGCGCAUCGACCACGGCGUCUUCGACUUCGCCACGUGGCUGGGCUACGCCAGCUCCAUGGUCAACCCCAUCUUCUACACCAUCUUCAACAAGGUGUUCCGGCAGGCCUUCAAGAAGGUGCUGCUGUGCCGCUACCGCAACCAGACGUGGCGUCCCGCCAGGUAG